This is a messenger RNA of Penicillium verhagenii, 1437 nucleotides long. RefSeq names its product translocon subunit SEC61. The transcript is spliced from 5 exons. Gene Ontology annotation, cellular component: Sec61 translocon complex; membrane. Gene Ontology annotation, molecular function: ribosome binding; signal sequence receptor activity; transmembrane protein transporter activity. The record is from RefSeq and is a predicted model, not a curated record. Bases 1 to 1437 code for a protein of 478 amino acids. NCBI's taxonomy places the organism in Eukaryota, Fungi, Ascomycota, Eurotiomycetes, Eurotiales, Aspergillaceae. Gene Ontology annotation, biological process: post-translational protein targeting to membrane, translocation; SRP-dependent cotranslational protein targeting to membrane, translocation.
AUGAGCGGCCUUCGCUUCCUUGACUUGAUCAAGCCCUUUACGCCCCUCCUCCCGGAGGUGGCAGCUCCUGAGACUAAGGUGCCCUUCAACCAGAAGUUGAUGUGGACAGGUUUGACUCUCCUCAUCUUCUUGGUCAUGAGCCAGAUGCCCCUUUACGGUAUCGUGUCUUCCGACACUUCUGACCCCCUGUACUGGCUGCGCAUGAUGCUUGCCAGUAACCGUGGUACUCUCAUGGAGCUGGGUAUCACUCCCAUCAUCUCCUCCGGCAUGGUCUUCCAGCUCCUUGCUGGUACCCACCUCAUCGACGUCAACCUUGACCUCAAGACCGAUCGCGAGCUCUACCAGACCGCCCAGAAGCUCUUCGCUAUCAUCCUUUCCUUCGGUCAGGCCUGUGUCUACGUCCUGACUGGUCUCUACGGCCAGCCCAGUGACCUUGGUGCCGGUAUCUGUGUUCUCCUGAUCGUUCAACUGGUUGUUGCUGGUCUUGUUGUCAUUCUGCUCGAUGAGCUCCUCCAGAAGGGCUACGGUCUCGGCAGUGGUAUCUCCCUCUUCAUUGCCACCAACAUUUGCGAGUCGAUUGUCUGGAAGGCCUUCUCCCCCACUACCAUCAACACUGGUCGUGGUCCCGAGUUCGAGGGUGCCAUUAUUGCCCUGUUCCACCUUCUCCUGACCUGGCCCGACAAGCAGCGCGCCCUGUACGAGGCCUUCUACCGCCAGAACUUGCCCAACGUGAUGAACCUGUUGGCCACCCUCCUGGUCUUCGCGGCUGUCAUCUACCUGCAGGGCUUCCGUGUUGAGAUCCCCGUCAAGUCCUCCCGCCAGCGUGGCAUGCGUGGCUCUUACCCCGUCCGCCUCUUCUACACCUCCAACAUGCCCAUCAUGCUCCAGUCUGCUCUGUGCUCCAACAUCUUCCUCAUCAGUCAGAUGCUGUACUCUCGCUUCUCCGACAACCUGCUUGUUCAGCUUCUCGGAGUCUGGGAGCCCCGUGAGGGAUCUGCCCAGCUCUACGCCGCCUCGGGUAUUGCUUACUACAUGUCGCCUCCUCUGAACUUCACCGAGGCUCUUCUCGACCCCAUCCACACCGCUGUUUACAUCACCUUCAUGUUGGUUGCCUGCGCUCUGUUCUCCAAGACCUGGAUCGAGGUUUCUGGCUCUGCUCCCCGUGACGUUGCCAAGCAGCUCAAGGACCAAGGUCUUGUCAUGUCCGGUCACCGUGAGCAGUCCAUGUACAAGGAGCUGAAGCGUGUGAUUCCCACUGCCGCCGCCUUUGGUGGUGCUUGCAUCGGUGCUCUUUCCGUUGCCUCUGACCUUCUCGGUGCCCUUGGCAGCGGAACCGGUAUUCUUCUUGCCGUGACCAUCAUCUACGGUUACUUCGAGAUUGCUGCCCGUGAGGGUGACAUUGGCGCUGGCCUCAAGGGCCUCGUUCCCGGCAGCUAA